Rotaria socialis is the source of this 1602-nucleotide messenger RNA. The record is from the annotation of a GenBank genome assembly. Lineage: Eukaryota; Metazoa; Rotifera; Eurotatoria; Philodinida; Philodinidae.
AUGACUGCUAUUGACGCACCUCAUCGGUCUUUUUCCGAUGCACUUCAUGAACGUUAUUGCGAUUUCGAGGCAACAUUUGAUAAACUUAAAAAUGGCUGUGACAUUGUAUUCUUUGUCGGUGCGUCACCACAACAAACAGACGCAGGUCUCGUUCUUAAUACAUCUACAGUUGUUCUAACUGAUGAACGUAUUUCACAUGUUGGUGAUCCUCAUGCUGUUGAAAUCUCCUGUUCCAAAGUUGAACUUGUCAAUAUUUCAUCGAAUGCAUUUUCCAAUUGGCAUGAAAUAUCGCUUCUAUUUUCAUCAUUGCCACAUGUUAAAACAAUUAAUUUAAGUCUCAAUCCAUUUUCAUCUCAAAUAUACAAAUUUCCUGAUGAAAUUCAAUGGCCUAAUCUGAAUACAUUAUCUUUAAAUGGAACUAAUAUUAGUCUUGAAAUGCUGGUCGAAGUAAUGAAAAAAACACCGAACUUAGAAGAAUUACAAAUAUGCUCAAAUAAUUAUUCAAGCGUAUCAUCAACUUAUAAUUUCAUUCAUAACAAUCUUAAACGUAUCUAUAUAUACAAUAAUAAUAUAACCGAUUGGACAUCAAUAUGUAAUCUUGGUCAUUUAUUUCCACGCUUAGAAACAUUAAUAGCUAGUGAUAAUCCUUUGAAAACUUUUCAUUCAGAUGAUAAUGUUGAAAUAUGUUUACCGAAAUUACAUACACUCAGUGUAGAUCGUGUUCAAAUAUCGGAAUGGAAUGAUAUUAUUGCCUUGACCAAAUUACCUUGUCUACAUGCAUUAAGAAUCUAUUCAGCACCACUUCUUAAGGCCUAUCAAAAAGAUGAACGAUUUUUUCUCUUACUUGGCUACAUGAAAGAUCUUAAGAAAUUAAAUGGAAGUGAUAUAACAGCAAGUGAAAGAGAAGCAAGCGAGAGACGAUUUAUUCGAUAUUAUUCUCAAUGUGAUGAUAAGCCACGAAGAUAUUUUGAUUUAAUUGAAAAACAUGGUAAUCUUAAACCAUUAGUUGAUAUUCAAAUUCGUGCACCUUAUUUAAUGCAAGUUCGCCUUAUCUAUAAUCAAACAACCUAUGACAAGGAAAUUGACGUUAGACAAACGGUACAGCAAUUUAAAAAAUAUCUUCAAGAAACGUUUCAACUGCCAAUGAAUCGCCUACGAGUUUUUCAUGUUGAUGAUGUCGCUUUUAAUAUGGGUUUAGCUGGUCCGGAAGAACUUAAAUAUCCACAACGAGUAUUACAUACAUAUAAUAUACACGAUGGAGAUCAAUUUCAUGUUGAUCUCAAACCCGAUCAAUUUAAACCUCAACACUCGAGUCGACCAGUUAAUAUAACUGCCUAUUCAAAUAAAUUAGCAAACGAUAAUUCAGUAGAGUCUUCAGCAUCAUCUGAAAACGAUAAAAAACAUCCUCCAUUUUCAUUGGAUUCUUUGCAAAACUUGCCAAAUCAAACUGAUAUAAGUACUUCUCAAGCAUUCAUUCAACUUGAUCAAUUCUAUCCGUCGACUGACAAAAAUGUUCAAAUAUCAAAACAAAUUUCGAAUGACGAUGACGAUGAUUUACUUUCAGCUGCAGCAAUGGCUUGUACUCAAAUGAAUAAUACUUGA